AUGUGGAACGGGAACGAUGAAAAGAUGGCGGCCGCUAUGGUGCAAAUGUCGUGUUUGUACCGGGGGAUGUUAGCGGUCAGGGCCACUGGCAUCAGGACGCUGAUUCCCGGGCUGGUCCCGGUCCAGUUCCGAGCGUUUUCAGUGCGGAAGGAGCCUGAGCUGGAGGAGAAUCCGUACUACAGCAAGUACCAGGAGAAGAUCCAGAAGCUGCGCAGUGCUAAACCGCAGGAGUACGAGGCCCGAAUGGAAAAGCGGCAUGAAGCCAAGAAGGAAAUGCUCGGACACUCAAAGCAGGCGGAGUUCGUCAGAUUUAUGGAGCAGGAGCUGGAAAAAAGGGACAAGAUGGCAGCUGGUGACGGAACAUCAGGAGGUUUUACUAAGAACAAGACUUUGGGCUCCAUCCUCAACUUGGAGAUGAUCGGGGACAAGACAGGCGAGGAGAUUGCAGAGCUCUGGAUGAAGUAUUAUUCCACCAAGGAUACGAUCAGCGCCGUCAUCCCAACACAGACCUAUGAGAUGAUUUUCAGCAGAUCGAAGUCCUGCCCGAUGUUUCUUUACGCUUUGCCUCAGAAGGAGGGUUACGAGUUCUUUGUGGGUCAGUGGUCCCAGCACGAGCUCCACUUCACCUCCCUAAUCAAUGUCCAGACGCUGGGCGAGAAUGCUCCCAGUCAGCUGAUCAUCCACCACUACCCAGACCUGAAGGAGGAGAAGGGCAUCGUGCUGAUGACAGCAGAGCUGGAUCUCAAGUUCAUAAGUGUCCACCAGGCUCAGUGCUUGGCUAAUCAGGUGCAGCUCUUCUAUGGCACCCAGAGGCAGGAGACUUACCGAUUGGUGGAGCUAUUUAACCACCACCCUGCAGAAUUCAAGCACAUGUCAGUGAUAGCAGAGCUGGAGCAGAGUGGUUUGGGGCCUGCAGCCCCCCCCAGAAGUUCCUGAGAUGGGCUGAAGUCACCACCAGGCAACCUGCUGUCAGGAACUGUUGGUCUAUGUGUAAAGUCACAAAGAUGUUUGUGCUUCUUUGCUCAGCACUUUCAGUGGGAUUCAGCUGCUUCUUGUUCUGUGUAUCCAGUUUGCAACAGCAGCUGCGAGUUAGGAAAAAAGAACUUAAAGAAGCACAAAUAGCUUCUCUCAAAAUUUGCUCCACAUCUUGUGUGUUAUCAAUGUUCCUCCAUGAAAAAAUGAUGUUCAAAUGAGCAGUUCUGUAAUAAAUAAAUCUUACUGUAUCCUGUUCUUCAUAUCAGACUGAGAGGUGAGCAGGAGGACAUGACUUGGCUGUAGCUAACCAAAAAAGCCCAUAUGAAAUGUAAUGACAUGUAUUAAGAGGCUAAAGUGGAACUUGGUACGUUGGGAACCCUUGGUUCUGGUGAUGCAUGUAAAAAUGACUCAAAGGAUGUGGCAGAUGACGCCCCUCCCUGAGCCUGGUUCUGCUGGAGGUUUUUUUCCUGUUAAAAGGGAGUUUUUCCUUCCCACUGUCAUCAAGUGCUGCUCAUAGGGGGUCGUUUUGACUGUUGGGUUUUCUCUGUAUUAUUG
Archocentrus centrarchus (flier cichlid) is the source of this 1530-nucleotide messenger RNA. RefSeq names its product ATP synthase mitochondrial F1 complex assembly factor 1 (gene atpaf1). Gene Ontology annotation, biological process: mitochondrial proton-transporting ATP synthase complex assembly. Bases 1 to 936 code for a protein of 311 amino acids. The record is from RefSeq and is a predicted model, not a curated record. The transcript has 9 exons. Lineage: Eukaryota; Metazoa; Chordata; Actinopteri; Cichliformes; Cichlidae. Gene Ontology annotation, cellular component: mitochondrion.